AUCCACUCCCAGCAUCCUCCGCUCUUACAAAGCAGCAGCUUAAGACGAAGCAAAAUGAAAUCUAUGAUUCCAGCUGCUUUACUGUUAGCGUGUGUCGCACUCGUUAAUUUGGGUGCUGUACAAGCUGGACAAACAAACACCAACAUCAACGAAAAUAGCAAUAGUAACGACAACAUCUUGUAUGACAUCCUGGUGAGCAUUGCAGAGUCUGGCCCAGAGGAACCCAUUCCGACUGUGAAGCCCAGGCCUCCAGUAGUCCCUACCUACAAGCCCAAGCCGACCUACAAGCCUACUUACCAGCCUACUUACAGGCCUACCCACAAGCCUAUCUACAAGCCUACCCACAAGCCUAUCUACAAGCCUACCCACAGGCCUACCUAUAAGCCUACCCAAAAGCCCUACCCUACCCACAAGCCUACCCAAAAGCCCUACCCUACCCACAAGCCUACCCAAAACCCCUACCCUACCUACAAGCCUACCCACAAGCCCCACCCUACAUACAAGCCUACCCACAUGCCCCACCCUACAUACAAGCCUACCCACAUGCCCCAUCCUACCUACAAGCCUACCCACAAGCCCGUCCCUACCUACAAGCCUGUGCCGACCUACAAGCCCAGGCCUACUGUGGUCCCCACCUACAGGCCGGCCACCACUGAACACUACAAAGAAAAGCCCUGCAAACAUUGUUCUCCCUACUCGACAUCGCACGAUUCUCAUGCACAGAAACCUUCCGAAUUCGCAUUCGGUUUAAAUUUCGAAAAUCCCUUCAAUUUCAAAACGAGCGAUAACGAAAAAUCAGAGUCCGACGUAAAAUCGAAUGAGGCAACGCAAGUGUUCAAUGAGGACGUACUCGAAACGAACUUCCUCAGAGCUUCACUAGAGAGCGAGACUUCAGACAUGGAGUCGCAGAACAUGGAAUUCGAAAACUAA
Messenger RNA from Daphnia carinata, 930 nucleotides. Its product is annotated as adhesive plaque matrix protein-like. Gene Ontology annotation, cellular component: extracellular region. The transcript has 2 exons. Lineage: Eukaryota; Metazoa; Arthropoda; Branchiopoda; Diplostraca; Daphniidae. The record is from RefSeq and is a predicted model, not a curated record. Bases 55 to 930 code for a protein of 291 amino acids.